AGGAGGAUGCCUCCGUAUCAAAAGACGGCGCGCCCCAGCAGCAGCCUGCAAAGCCCCAAGCAACGUUCCUCACCAAGCUCUACGCUCUCCUCGAGCGCCCGGAGAAUCAUCACAUGAUUCGCUGGGACCCAGCUGGAGAGCAUAUCAUCGUCGAGCGACCAGAGCAACUCGCCCUCCAUGUCCUGCCCAGCGUUUACCGCCAGUCGCGCUUUGCUUCUUUCUCUCGGCAACUAAACAUUUAUGGCUUCAUGCGCAAGGUCAAUCUUCGCAACGUGGACCCGGCUAUCGACGAUCCCGACGCCAGCACCUGGUCGCACCCUACCCUCAACAGGCACUCGCCUCCGGAGGUCGUCGCGAACUUCAAGCGUCGCGUGCCCCCUCGUCUCCCCAAACCGCGUAAACAGACCAACGAUGUUCCCCAAAUACCACCACCGCGUUCUGCGAUUGGUACGGGUGCCAUGCCAUUUUCCAUGCCUUCGGGUGAUUUAUCACCUUACAACAAAGGUGGUCGCUCGCGGGGAUUCUCUGCCCCUGGCUCUUUUACGCCGCUUAACCAGCCUGGCGCUGCUGGCUGGGGUGCUAGCUACCCUCGCUCUACUCUGCCUCCCUUGAAUGUCCCUUCCGAUCCGCCGCUUUCGUCACACGGUGGCAUGUAUUCGCACUCCUCUCAUACCCUGCACCCGGUUACCCCUACUGAAGAUACCCAGUCCUCUGCAUUCGGCUCCAUGAGUUAUUCUUCCUCCGGACGUGAUACGAUGAUUCUUCCGUCCCCUUCUUCGCAAUACCAGUACUCUGACCAGCAGAGUAACUGGUCUUUCUCAUCCGGCGCGCCGAGCGCGCACUCUACCGGUUCCCUCUCGAGCCUCUUGAACCCUACGGCGAGCAGCACAAGUCUUGCUAGCGGUUAUUCGGGCUCUUCUCGCCCUCAACCUGCUGCCAUAAACACUUACACGUCUUCCUAUGCCCCGUUGAGCCGAAACCACCACAGCGCUGGACCGGUGUCCCCUGAUAGUCGGCCGACCUCCGGCUACUCAGCGUCGUCCAUGUCAUCUCUGCCGACGCCCUACGAGGACCAGAGCGCGCACCACUUCGGCGGCCACGACUACUCACGGCCUAGCUCGGGACAUCACCGUCCCAUGAGCCCGUCAUCAUCUCGUCCGCCCUCAUCGAAGUCGUAUGCGAACGGGAGCUCGCUGAGCGUCCGUCGUGAGCGGCGGCACAGCCAGGCGAUGUCGCCUUACCCAUCGCCGUACUCUGAGCACCCGUCUCAGCGUCCUUCGACGUCUCCGCACCCUGCAGAAGACCACGCGGGCAAUAGCGGGAUUCCUCGUGUGCGGAGCAUGAUUCAGCUCCCCUCCGUCGACAACUACAGCUUCAAUCCCGCGCAAGGGGACUUCGCCUACGCGGUUGACGAGCAGAACCAAGGCAAUGGCAUGUAUGGCGUUCCCGGUUCCAGGAGUGUACGGCCGUCGACGAGUGCGUCGUCGCUCAGCACGACUAGUUCUGCGGCCAACACCCCAGCGGCGGACGGGUAUGGCAAUGGCGCAGCCGAGGCGGAUAUCACCCGAUAUUCACCCGACUACGGCUUCGUCCCGAUGAACGAACACCUCCCGCAGUACGCUAAGAACGAGAUGUAGAUCGUCGACUCCUACCCUGGUGCCUCGACUUCGUUCUUCUCGCCCUGGACCGGCGUUCGGAUGCUUCCCCCGUACAUGCGCGCUCUCGCCCUCCCUGCUUCACUCCAUAGACGUCUCGGCUCUCGGCUCGGAAUCAUUAACUCUAUGUGAUCUUGCUUGCUUGCCUCGCUCUCUCGCGUUUCCUCCGUCAUCGCUUCUACUCGGACGCCGACGAACGUUGUGGAUAGUCUCGCAUAGGGGAUAGGAAGGGGUUCUCAAAAAGGAAAUGGGCGGCUACGUGGGACUCGAUGAUCUGGUCAGCUCGCGAGGUGGUGUGAUGGUGGCUGGGCUUGCAUGUUAUGGUCUUGCCCGCGCCAGCAUCAGCCAUCGUCGGCGAGUAUCUGCAGGAUCAGAUGUCAUCGCACGGCGACUUGCCCGUGUUGCCCAUGGCCGUAUGGUUGCUGCCUGUGCGAUGCUGUUUGCAGUGGCGCCGGUCCGGUGACAUGGGCGCAGCGUCUACCAGUCUCACGGCGCCUCCCGCACAUCGUUCUGAUAUGCGCAUCGGACGCUUCUGUUUACGUUUUUCUGUUCGGGUCGGGCGUUGACGGACUAGGCUGUUAAUCUCAGUUGCAUAGUAUCUCUGCGGACCUUUCCAACCGUUCUCCCGCCAUCCGUCCAUCCCCCAUCCCAUCUGUCGCCGGCCGUCGUGCAUGAUGUACGUCUGCUUUCGUUCCCAUUCCUGCUCGUGCAUCGCCUCGGUGCCAUUCCUGUCAGCAUUACAUGUCUCAUAUGUCUCCAGUCUGCUAUGUCGCUAGUCUGUCGCUUUCCGUGUAGUACUUCUUCCGUCCUCGCUGUAUUUCUCGCUCGCUCGUCCGCGCGUCCGGCUUCCUUGCGCCCGCCGUGGUCUUUACCUUUGCUCGCUCUGUGUAACAUUUUUAUUCUCUGGUUUCGUGUCGAUCUCGUCCGCAAUUCCCCCGUAU
Molecule: messenger RNA, 2596 nt
Organism: Dichomitus squalens LYAD-421 SS1
Lineage: Eukaryota; Fungi; Basidiomycota; Agaricomycetes; Polyporales; Polyporaceae
Exons: 5
Coding region: 114-1637 (507 amino acids)
Biological process (GO): regulation of DNA-templated transcription
Molecular function (GO): DNA-binding transcription factor activity; sequence-specific DNA binding
Source: RefSeq, a predicted model, not a curated record